AUGCGGAAAGGUUCAGAUGUUCUACGGCUGCGUAAAGGACCUCCUUAUCCGGGUCGCUUAUUUCUGCGCCUUUUUGUAUCUCCUUCUUCCGUCCGUGAUGAGGAAUCACUUUUAUCAAAAACAUCCCACUUUUCCACGCGAUGUACCGGUUAUGCCAUAACUGCUGUUUUUACGUGGGUUUUCAUACUCGACUUCGUCGAUCUAGUCCACUUACAAGGUCGCGACAAGGACCCGGCAUAUGGCCGCAUUAAUCCGAUCAUUGUCAUAAUCGGUUUUGCAGCCAGUCAGACAACUUUUUUCCGCGCUGCCGCAUCAUGCAUCUUCAGCAUGCGGCAUGGAAAGGAAAUGGUAGCGUGUGCGCAUUUUGUCUUGAAAUGCGCAGAUGUUUUUAAGAUUCCGGCGAAUCGCCGCAUCCAUCACAUUAAAAGAGGGCAGCUUCUUUUUCUCUUUGUGGAAGUAUCGUGCAUAAUUCGAUUGGUUGUGGGAAUGUUGGAAAAUCUGGAUAACUUGUACAAGAGGGUGCCGUAUGGAUUCUUCUACAUUUAUGUGUGGCAGAUCAAUGCGUACAUUUACAUUUGGGUCAUUCUGGCUUCGUGGAUUAAUCUCCCGUUGCUGACAAUGUUUUAUUAUCUAUGCGCUAUCCUCAACGAUUGUGCUGAAGUUUGUGCUGAAGAUAUUCAGAAGCUGCUUGAUGAACCCGCGCCAGCCGCCUUGUCAACGGAUGAAUUCGCGAAUAAGCUGAAGCAUAUACGGCGACAGCAUGAGAUGUUAUGCGAUAUGUUCGAGAGGAUGCAGAAGACGUUCUCCAGCAAACUGCUGAUUGAUAUCGCAGGGAACCUUUUCGAAGUUUUGGUCGUGAUUGCCUGGUUUUGCUCGUGGGUCGCGUUACCGACUUUUGGAAACAAGUAUAAAACUGCAAGGAUGCUGAUGACUUUAUUAGGCACAAUUCUUCGGCUUAUUUACCUUGUGGCACAGCCUCUGAAGUUUAGUUACAUGCCCGAUAAGUUAGCAGAGUUGGUGGAUGAGGCCCUGUAUCAACGACAAGCUAAAAGAAAAAAGUAUAUCGCAUCCGUAACCGAGGUGGAUGUCACCCAAACUUUGGACAGAAAAGUAAAAUCCAGUGACCUCACGUUUUGUGCCGGACAAAUAAUUGGCAUUGAUCGAGCCACGGUCAUCUCGACCAUUGUUUCGGUGGCAGGAUUCGUUUGCUUCAUCAUCGAGCGCAUCGAAAGCUAUUCUGUUAUACAUUCACAAGACGAUAAUGACUUGAUAAAUUGUUAAAAAGUUGCCGCUGCUUUUUAGCCGGACUUUGCGAUUGUAAAGUUGAAUGAGUGCCGAAUGCCGAUUAGUGAAUUGGUCGGACACUUGGGUUUAAACUUGUACGCAUGGAGAAUAUAGAUAUGACUAAAGCUGAUUUGCUUUUAAUUUGUUAACUGCAUCUAAAGUUUUUCAACGAAAGAUUUCACAUAAUCUGUAGUUGGAGCGCUACCACAGUGUAUUUUUAUUUUCUCUCUCUUACGGCAUUAAGCGUAUCCGCUAGCUGA
Messenger RNA from Paramacrobiotus metropolitanus, 1544 nucleotides. RefSeq lists its product as uncharacterized. The record is from RefSeq and is a predicted model, not a curated record. The transcript has 4 exons. Bases 1 to 1281 code for a protein of 426 amino acids. Lineage: Eukaryota; Metazoa; Tardigrada; Eutardigrada; Parachela; Macrobiotidae.